Molecule: messenger RNA, 8099 nt
Organism: Malurus melanocephalus (red-backed fairy wren)
Lineage: Eukaryota; Metazoa; Chordata; Aves; Passeriformes; Maluridae
Gene: TIAL1
Product: TIA1 cytotoxic granule associated RNA binding protein like 1
Exons: 12
Coding region: 216-1382 (388 amino acids)
Molecular function (GO): mRNA binding; DNA binding
Source: RefSeq, a predicted model, not a curated record
UUCCUGAGCGUCUGGUGGCGGCCGCCAUUUUGUGGUGCCGCUUCCCUCUCCCGCUCGGGAUCUGCGGCCGCGGGACCUGGCGCGGGGGCGACGCGGAGCGGGGGGAGCCGGGGCCGCCCGCACCCUCCUCACCUUCCCUUCGCCUCCGUGCGCCGCCGAGCCCCUCCGGCGCUGCCCCCGGGCGCGGCUGCGGAGAGCGGCGCUCGCCCACCAUCAUGGAAGACGACGGGCAGCCCAGGACCCUCUAUGUAGGAAACCUCUCCAGAGAUGUGACUGAGGUUCUCAUACUUCAGUUAUUCAGCCAGAUUGGACCAUGCAAAAGCUGUAAAAUGAUAACAGAGCAACCCGAUAGCAGAAGGGUCAACUCUUCUGUUGGAUUUUCUGUUUUGCAGCAUACAAGCAAUGACCCUUAUUGCUUUGUGGAAUUUUAUGAACACAGAGAUGCAGCUGCUGCAUUAGCUGCUAUGAAUGGGAGAAAAAUUUUGGGAAAGGAGGUCAAAGUAAACUGGGCAACAACACCAAGUAGCCAGAAAAAAGAUACAUCCAAUCACUUCCAUGUGUUCGUUGGGGAUUUAAGUCCAGAAAUAACAACAGAAGACAUCAAGUCAGCAUUUGCUCCUUUUGGUAAAAUAUCGGAUGCACGGGUAGUUAAAGAUAUGGCAACUGGAAAGUCAAAAGGCUAUGGUUUUGUAUCUUUUUAUAACAAACUGGAUGCAGAAAAUGCUAUUGUACACAUGGGAGGCCAGUGGUUGGGAGGCCGCCAGAUCCGAACYAACUGGGCAACAAGGAAACCACCAGCCCCCAAAAGUACACAAGAAAAUAAUACAAAACAGUUGAGAUUUGAAGAUGUAGUAAAUCAGUCAAGUCCAAAAAAUUGUACUGUGUACUGUGGAGGAAUUGCCUCAGGGCUAACAGAUCAACUUAUGAGACAGACUUUUUCACCGUUUGGGCAGAUUAUGGAAAUAAGGGUGUUUCCAGAAAAAGGUUACUCAUUUGUCAGGUUUUCAACCCAUGAAAGUGCAGCACAUGCUAUUGUUUCAGUUAAUGGAACCACAAUUGAAGGACACGUUGUUAAAUGUUAUUGGGGUAAAGAAUCCCCUGAUAUGACUAAAAACUUCCAACAGGUGGAUUACAGUCAGUGGGGGCAAUGGAGCCAAGUAUAUGGAAAUCCACAACAGUAUGGGCAAUAUAUGGCUAAUGGGUGGCAAGUACCAUCAUAUGGAAUGUAUGGCCAAGCAUGGAAUCAACAGGGUUUUGGAGUAGACCAAUCUCCAUCUGCUGCCUGGAUGGGUGGAUUUGGUGCUCAGCCUGCCCAGGGACAAGGUGCUCCUGUAAUACCUAACCAAGCUGGAUAUGGUAUGGCAAGUUACCAAACGCAGUGAGCUGGGACUCUGUUUUAAAGUGUGUAUUUCAUGAUAGGCUGCAGUUUCCAGUGACAUUCUGAAGACUGGAAUGUAGACAAUGAAAAAAAAAAGAAAAUAUUUAUUUUAAAAAUGGAAAUGUUUGGAACCUUUAGCACAGCUUUGCUUUGGUGAAGGACACAAAUGUCUUCUAGUUCUGCCUUUUUAAGUUUUUGUUCAUGAUGGAUAUGAACAUGUUUUUCUUUGUGUACAAAAAUUAAAAAUAAAGUCAAUAAAGACAAUUCUGACUACAAAUUUUGAUAUAGUAGGAGAAAUGGCUAAUGGAUUUGAUCUUUAGGUUACCAUUCCAUUUUUUUUUUGUUUUGUCUUCAGUGUUUUAUAUCAUUGUGCUUUUAAGAGAAAUGACAUUGAAAAACAGCAAGUUGCUUUUAGUUGAACACACAUCCUGAAAUAAACUGUGGACCAAUCACUACAACCUGCGAGACAGUAUUGAGUUUUCAAGAAACCUAUGGACAUAGCUCAAAGUAUAUGGAGGUCUUGGAAUAAUUUUUUAAAAAAAUAUUUAAUUUUUCUACAUGCUUACGGAAAACAGUUGAUACAACGAAUAGUUCAGUCUGAAAUGAAAAACAGUACUGUCUGAGGAAUUUCACCWAACUUUUACUGUCCACAUUCAGGCACACGUUGAAGCUUUUCAGAGCCGGUUUGCUUGUUGAAACUGUAGUAGUUUACAUUUAAUUUUGAGAAGUAAAAAAACGUUUUUACAAGUAUGUUGUUUGUAUUCAAAUCAGACAGUCAUACUUGGGCUUUUACAUAAAGUUUGAAGGCUACACAUUGUAAAUAUUUCAUAAUUACAGUGUUUCAAAAGCAUGCUCAAACAUAGAAGUAGCAAUGUAAUUAUUCAAAGUAAUACUUAAUAUACUCUACUGCUUUAAAUGCAGUAGAUUGACAAGAAUGUGCAAGACUGACAUUUCCAAAGUUGGCUAUUAUGUAAAGUUACAUAAAGAACUAUAACAAAGAGCCUUAAUUUUAAUUUCAUAAAUCUUUAAUGCAUCACCUUUUUGUCAUUAGAAAUACAAAUUUUUUGCUUUACAUUAUUUGGUAUGUAAAUACCUUGGUUAACAACCUUGUAAACCUAUUUCAAGGUUAUUAUAAGUUGUAUAGUAUCUUGAGUGUUUUGAAAAAUCUUGAUGUUUUUUAAGUCUAGAAAUAUUUUGCCCAAGAAUUUUUUAACAAGAUUGUUAAAAACAUCUUAUUUUAGAGACUAUUCAAUGUGCCAUUUGGUAAAUGGAGAUGCAGUUGAAACAGUACACUGAGUUGUGACUUAUUUUUAAUUAAAGUUUUUGUCUUUAUGGGUGGUUUGCAUGUGAUGAACCUGUACAGAGGCUGGGUUGUUUGUGUACUGAGUGUGUAAAUGGAUAAAUCAUGAAGAUGUUUAAAUGGUAUACUUGGGUUAUUUCUGAAUUAUUUUAUGGAUACAUUGAUAUAAACUGCCUCAAUAAAUUUGAAGUUGAAAAUGAAUGUAAGUUAGAUAUAAGUAAUGUGUCCUCCCUGUGACAGCUAGAGGGUGCAAAUGCCUCAGCUGUAAUCUGGAUUGCUGAGGCAGGCACAGUUGGAAGGGAAAGAGUAGGAUUUGCAGUGGUAGUUCAGUGAAGCAAACUUGCAUUUUAAAAGAAACAGUUUGAUUUUUAGYGAUGAUAGUUCUAAGUGAGUGUCUGAGAAGCUGUAUAUUUUCUCUUUUCUGUUUCUGACCAUGCAGGUGUUGCAAGGUAGAAUAGUCUGGUUUGAAAUGGAGAUUUGCAGUUGUGUUAAACCCAGCCAGGYUGUGCAAAUAACUACACUUAUUGCUGUAGCAAAUCACAUGAGGGUUUUCUUUCCUCGUUUAUUGGCGUGCAAAGUAGUACCUUGACUUUUAGAUGAGGUUGAAAGUGAGAUGUAAUGGAAGAGCAGUUUAGUCAGUUGGCUCAGCUGCACCAGAGGUACUUUUGACUCUGGGCAUCUACUGCAUGCARUAAUGACUGAAGUUAGUGUGGAACCACGAGUGCUCUUGAUGGCAGAAUUGGCCCUUUAUCUCCAUUUCUCCUUUAUGGUAUAUGUAGUGUCUUUCCACUCAAGAUAGGAUCUUGUCUACAGGAUUCUUGUUUUUCUAUAAAUUUUGUAUAUAUGUGUAUAUCUACGCGAGGAUCGGCCUAUACAUUGUAGUUUGGAAAAACCUCUCAAGUCCGUGUUUUUGUUACACUCAGCUGGUUUAAAAAGUCACGAGUCAGWAGAGAUAUGAACUGUGAGUUCCUUUAGGGUUUCUUAGACUUCACUUGAAAUCUGGGGUUUCUACAUCCUUCUAGGUGUUUGCCAUGCGGCUGUUCUGGGUGCAUGCUGGUGUGAAGGCAAUUUGUUCUUUAGGCGCUACUGAAGAUUUAGAUGAUGCAAGUACAUUGCCACAUAAAUGCCCAUAUAAAUGGGUGUGAGAUUAAGGCAGUGAUCUUUCAGGUCUCAAUGUGUAGAUCACUUUAAAUCUGAUUAUUUAAUAUGCCUGCUGUAGAGCUGGGCCGUACCUGACCUGUAUUUCAGGAUGAAAGAUAGGAUAUACCUUCUGAUUUAAGUCUUUUGUCAUUGAUUUUUAUACAGCUUUUCUGUAAUGGUGAUAUUUCUUCGCAGACUGCUCAAGGUAUGGGAGUCUCCAGUGUCCUUUAAUGUUUCUCUAGCACUGCGAGGAAGAGUUGUAAAUUAGAUUGCUUUUUACUCAGUAGCAUUCAUAAAUGCAUCACUGACAAUUUUUUGGCACCAAAGAGCCUCUUGCACCAUACUGCUUUUAUGAGUGACACUUACACUGUUGUAAUUUCUCUAACUACAGAAAUCGACCACUACCUAACYCUUACCACUAGGAUUUGGAUUUCAAAAAUACUGAUUUAUUAUGGCUUAAGUUGAUGCGUGCAACCUAAACCAAGGUUGUAAUCUGCAUUUGCAGAAAAUGUUCAAUAAAAGUGAAACAUGAUAAAGGGCUUAUCCUGUAUUUGUCAUCUGUCAAAGCAUUGUCCCUCUUUGCUGUAAAACUGACAACAGGCAGACAAGGCUGAACUUGUAAACUAUGCACUUGCAAUCAUGUAAAAGAUGUUUUAUUUAAAAAAUUUUCCUAUGAAAUCAUUUUGUAUUUUGCAGAGUUGCAGUAGUAAGGCUGUAAAUCUAAGGUUGCCUGUAGCUUCUCAUCAGUCCUGCCUCCUUGUGUAUAUUAGCUAACAGUUUUUAGACAUACUUUCCUGCAGAACCUUCUUCUUACUAUGAUAACUUCAURAGAAGCUAUUCACUGUACCAGAGCCAUUGCCUUCAUUUCACUCAAAAAAGUCUCACAGUGAAUAAGGCUUAGUUUUGCAGAAAAAUARUGAUUUGUUUUUCUUGUGUUUGUACACAAGGAAGCAGACUUAACUGUAUGGACAUGAUUAGUGUCUGAUACUUCUUAAUUAUCUGACUGUUUUUGAACAAGGGCACAAGUGUUUGUUUUAAUCACAUGAAACUGUUUCCUGGUCAGCAAUAAAAGAUUUUGUUGCACUGUUCUUACAUUGCAAGAUACAGGCAAUCUUUUGUUCAGUAUACUUUCAAAAAAUGGAUGGGGUUUGUGAAGAACUGCCUUGUUCCAGCUUGAGUCUUCAUAUAUAGAUGUAAUCUGGGAUCUGGAUUGCGGCUGUAAURGCAAAAGGAAGUUCUCUUGAAAGUGAGUGAGAAUUCAUUUGUUGUGAUCACAUGUGGUGCCUGUCCCACAUUGAUAAAUUUAAGGGUUUCACUAUGUAAUGAAGUUUCUGUUCACAGAAAGGCGACUGCAAGGCAGUAGCUUCUGGGAAGAUCUUUGUCGUGUUUUAUUUCAGCUGACUUCUAUGAAUCUAGUUCAUUGUUUAAAAAAAAAAAAACCUUAAAAGUUGUUCUGCUUUUCAGUAUUACAUAGAUAAAAUCUCACCCACCUGUACUAUGAUUUCAAAUCAAAGACAAUGCUGAAGUGUUUACUGAGUGUUUUACUUGGAAAAAAAAAAACAGGACUUCAUAUUGACAAGUGAACACUGAUUGUGUUGUCCUUUUGAGGCUGUGUGCUGAUGUAGAUCAUGGAUGUGUGAAUGACAUACUCUGCUCACUGACAUUUUAAGGGUAAUGACUCAGAACGUUAAUUUGACAUCAGUAAUGAUUAUUUGAAUACAAGUUAUUCUUGCUUAAAUACACAGCUCCUUAUGCUUUGAUUAAAGCUGAUCUGAAUCUUACUGGUUAUUAAAGUAUUCUUGAUGUGCUGUGGAAAGAAACAUGGUUUUGCCUUCUAUCUUAGUGUUGAAGCUGUCAAUAAGGCAUGAGAACUGCACAGACUAUUUUUUGUUUAGAAGAAAAACACUUAAUGGAGUUGUGUCAGGGAAYUCAGUGGAAGCUGACUCUGUGUACUGAUGUGUGCUAGUGUUUGAAUGUUUCCCUUCAAAAACAAGGGCUCAGUCACCAUUCCUUGCAUGAAUCUAGCUCUCACAGAUCCCAGAUUCUCAGCAGCUGUCUUUCUCUGCUGCUGGCAUGGAAGAGAGGAGGAGGAGGAAKGGGAAAGRUGGUGAGAGAAGGUGGUAGAGCAGUGUGCCUGGUGCAGCAGCAGCAGUGCCAAGGCAGACUGUCAAACACAUUCAGGAUCUCAGCAGGUUUACACAGAUACUGCAGCAGUACCCCAAGGCUUGUGGCCAUUCAGACACAAACAUGUUUUACCUGCUUGCUUCAAAUUAAGUGGCUUUAAAAUUCCUAAAGUAGAAAGCACAUAACCUCUUUGGUUUCUCAGAAAGGAGGUGCAUAUUAAACAGCCAAUCUAGGGCACAGAAGGUGAGAAAACCCAUAAGAGAGCAAAUUGCAUUUAGCAUCUGGAUUUGGAGACUUGCUCAAUGUAGACCUCUGGGCUUGGCGUUCUGUGGUGUGUCUGUAUUGACCUUUUUGUUGGAAUAAUUGAAGAAGUUUCACAUACGUGCAGCUGCUUGUUAAAUGUCUUCCCAUUCUUGACAACUUCUGGAAAGGGAUGGAUAAGAGCUGAAAAAGAAUUUUACGUCUUCCACCUGAAACACUGGAUAAUACGUUUCCUGGUUCAAAAUUUGACUUUAUACCUYUACAGAGUUGGCUCUAUUAAUAUCACCGGGGAUGAUGAAAAGCURCUGUCCUCCAUUUGAGUAGCUACUUCUUUAUAAUGGGGAAUUAUUACUGGGUUUCUGUCCCAUGAAAAAUGCUCUUCAUGGGUUUUUUGUUCCUUUCAAUGGGGCGGAUCUUUUUCACUCCAUGAAUUAUGUUUCCUUUAAUGCUGGGUUGUCAAGCGUUGUCAGAAAUAAAUUGAUAAUUUAUUGCUUAUUCCAAAUUUUCCAACUCAGGUACUGACUGGCGGGGAGGGAAUCACCCUCUUAGUUAUUAAAAGGACAAUAUAAUUUUGAAAUAUACCUUUGUAGAACUAUUUCUACUUGAGUUUUACUUGCACCUGAAAGCACAAGGAGUUUACACAAAUACACCUUGGAAUCAACAGCUUUGAACCACUAUUCCAUCCUGUACCUGUUGUACAGUCAAAGGCUGGAAACAUUUAUGCCUUCCUCUUUCCUGUGGUAAAUUGCAAAGCUUGUUUUCUGUACAGAAUAAAUCUGUUCUCAGCAUUUGCAAAURUUCAGAGAAAGCUGAGGUGCAGUAUUUUCUGAACUCUUGCUGUCUUCGUGUGAAUUGGGGAUUCUUUUAUUUACAGGUAUGUGCUGUGGUUUUGUAGGAGAAAUUUCUGACGUCUAGAAGUGUGGCUGAUUUCAGACUCAGGAAAAUAAAAUGUGAAUGUUUCUAGGAUACUAUUCCUAAAUGAAUCUUGCCUUCAACUUGGAUUUAUGUAUUCUAUGAAACAAGGAUAUGAAGGUCCAAAAACAUCUCUCAAAUCAGUUAUAAUGGACAUUUUCAUAGGGCACUUAUCUAUACAAACUUUCAGUAUCCAGAAGCGUAACAGCUGUUCACAUGUAUUGCUAAUACAUUUUGAAAUUAUCAAUACCAGAUGACCAACAGAUAUUGCUGAAUAUAUCUGCAUUUCGGAGAGGUAUGGCCAAUACACAAGGUGAUGCUGUGUUCACAUUGACUUCUGAAAGAGUUCCUUCCAGCACCUUUUUGUUUUGUGGGUUUUUAUGGAAGAGCACAGAAACUGUCCYACAAGAUGUAUGCAUACAAAUUUGCCUAGGUAUGUGAUAUUAUACUUUGAAUUAAUGUUACGAGGUCACAGUGUCUAGCARCAAGUGUCUGACAAGUUGCAUUACUUUGAUGUUUCCUUGAAAUGCUUCUGCAGCAAAAUCUUACUGAAAGGUAUUUCUGGAGUCUCUCCUGUCUGUGACUUCUGAGUAAAAGGAAGACAAGAUGCAAGAUACUUGUUAGAGGGAUCCAGGUAUGUCUGAGUUUACCAAGGCUGUAGAAACAGACUUUUGUAAUUAUUUUAAUUGUAGAGAAUCAUAUGGAUACUUAAUUUUGAGCUCUGAUUCAGUUAUUGUUAGGGCUGUGUAUUGCUCAUUUUUCACACCCUGUUUUGCUGUGUUUCUCACUUYUAUUAUGUUUCUAAUUGACAGAGUUGUACUUUUCGUGCACCAGGAGACAAAUCUGUUGUAUUUGUCUCUGGUUCUUAGCAGAAACACACUGACCUCAGGUAUAAUUUUUAAUAUUCUCCUGUAUUGUAAAAAUCUUUGAUUUCUGUAGUUUGUAUCUGUUUUAAUAUUUACAGAUGGCUAAUGAAAGCAUGUG